AGAAAAAGUAUCAUUUUUCUUCAUAUUUUUCUCUCCUACCUUGUUUUCUCACAUGGUAUCAGAGCUACUAAGCUCUUUUACCUCUUUUCACUUUUUGAUUUUCUGCUUCUAGUUUGCAUCGACAGUAUUGUGAUAUACUAUUGUUUUCAUCCAGUAUUGUUCCAAGUUUCUUGUUUUUGCUUUGAUUGUGUCCACUUGGCCAACAUUGUGCAUUCAGAAUUGCUUUCCGACAGUUAACUGUUACUGCCCAAUUCUGCAUCAGUCUCUUUUGAUUCGGUCAGAUUUCUUUACAUAAUAUCUUUAUUUUUUCAUGGAGAAAUUUGAUAUUUCACACCCAAUAUCAACUACUCUCAAGGGCUCAAAUUACAUACUCUGGGCUCAAAGUAUGUGUAGUUUUUUAAAGGGUCGAAAAUUAUGGCGGUAUAUUACUAGUGACAUUACACUUCCACAGAAGGUUGCUGAUGAGACAAAUAAGUAUGUUGACCGUUUAGAGGAUUAGGAUAGCAAAAAUCAUCAGAUCAUCACUUGCUAAGGAAGUGUGGGAUUUACUUUCAACAAGGUAUACCACUUCUAAUUUAUCUAGUCAAUAUCAAUUGUGGGAAGAGUUACACAAUUUGAAACAAGAACAAGGAGAGUCCGUUACUAGUUUUUAUGUUAACAUGGAGGCUAUUUGGGAUCAACUUGCUCUCUUAGAACCAACUUUCAACGACACUGCUGAUAUUUGGAAGUACAUUGAGUAUCGUGACAAAAUGAGGUUAAUUUAAUUUCUUAUGGCACUUAUUGAUGAUUUUGAACCAUGCAGAGCCUUUUUAUUGCAUCAGUCUCCUUUACUUACCUUGGAUAGUGCUCUCUCACGAUUAUUAUCUGAUGAAACUCGUCUGGGCUUACUUAAGCCUCAACGAGAUAAUAUUGUCGCUAUAGCUAUUAAUAAGUUUCCUUCGAGUAAGAGAGGAUAGAAGCAUUAUCGUCACUACAACAAAUACGAAGAUGCUAUAUAUGAAUGCAGUCUAGUAGAAUGUCACAAAUGCAAGCAAAAAGGCCAUAUUGCUCUUAAUUGUACUACUUCACUACCUCAAAAGUCUGAUAUGUGGAAGACUCAAUCAAAGCCUGAUCAGUCUUCCAAGCCUGUGGUUGCUGCAGCUGCUGCCAAUGAGGAUACCUCAGUCCAUCCUUCGCUUGGUAAUCUAGAAACUCUUCUUAGACAAAUGAUAUCAUCUUCCUCUACAUCUACUGCCUUGCCUACCACCCCAAGUAAAGUUUCUUGGAUUUUUUACUCUAGUUGUUGCAACCAUAUGACUUCAAACUCUAAAAUUUUUUCUACAUUAACCCCUAAUACCACUACACCUGCAAUCCAUACUAUUGAUGGUUCACAAAUGCAAGUUAGCCAAUAUGGUCAAGUUUCUACUUCUACCCUUACCUUACCAAACACUUUCCUAAUACCAAAACUUACUUUCAAUCUUAUUUAUGUGGGACAACUGUGUGAACUUGGUCUUGAACUAAUAUUUUCUACUAAUGGUUGUCAUGUGCAGGAUCCACAGAUGGGACAAAUUCUUGGGAUAGGCCGUAAAGUUGGACAUUUGUUUGAGCUCACCUCCUUGCACAUCCCUUCUAGUUACAUUUCCCAGUUGUGUGCAGUCUUAACAUCUUCCUCUUUACACUUGUGGCAUCUUCAUCUUGGUCAUGCCUCUAUUAGUAAACUUUGUCCUUAAUUCAAAAUGGGUCUCUAGGUUCUGUUAAAGAAGAGUCUUUACAUUGUGUCUCAUGUCAAGUUGCUAAAUAGCCUGCUUUAUCUUUUAAUAAAAGUGAUUCCAUUUC
This is a messenger RNA of Rubroshorea leprosula, 1815 nucleotides long. The record is from the annotation of a GenBank genome assembly. NCBI's taxonomy places the organism in Eukaryota, Viridiplantae, Streptophyta, Magnoliopsida, Malvales, Dipterocarpaceae.